ACGCGCACGCUCUCAACGCCCAUUUCCGCUGUUUCGAUUCAAUCUUCCUCCUCCCUCAUGCUCUUCUUCUUCUUCUUUCUUGAAUCGUUGCUCCGCAAAUCUCAAUUUCGUCGACGAUAUGGCAUAUUUGCUUCUGCACAUGCACGGCGUGAAGAAGAAAUCGCCGACCGAUGGUUCUCUCGCCGGUAGCCUAUCGUGAGUCACCUCCAGUGCGUUCUCUCCGCGUACGGAGACGGGGGCCGUCAAAUCACGACACACUUGCAUUUCAAAUUCCGCGAGUGUAUGCACGCAGCACAAACCCGAGCGUGUGGAAAAAAAUUCCACAAGCAGGAAGACCAAAGCGGUCCCGUUUAGAGCGCCAUCACAUCACAUGUGACAAUAUCUAUAACAAAGUAUAUAUUAAUUUCCUAUAUAUGCUACCCCAGGUAACGCUGUUUCUUGCAAAAUUUCACAAUUGCCUCUCCACCCCUGGCCCUGCCAAUUUUCUUUCUCUGGAUUCUAGUGUGAGAAAAAACUGUACAAAACCAGACCCCAGAAAACUAUACUACAAAACAGCACAAAGUUGAAGAAAAGGUGGUCAAAGUCUUCUAAAUUCCAAGAAAGGGAACCAAAUGUUACGCCCAAACAGAAAAAUUCUAUCUUCUUGAGGUUUGUGUGUGUAAUCGUCGGAAAUUAUGGUGGUUCCUGGAGCUGUUGGAGCAGGAGGUGUAGGUUCUGGUGCUGGGGGUACCAGUAGUCCAACUGUGGGGGGCUCCUGCAGGGACGUAAAUUUGAAGUGCUUGUUUAGGUGGAGAUGGGAGUAUCAACAGCACUUGCUUCAUCAGAGAUUUCUGUCGUCUGAGUUGGUGUUCUUUUUGUGCUGCUUGGUUUUGUAUGGAUCGAUUGGUAUGCUUUUUGGAUGGCUUAUGUUUAAUAAACCUUACGUGGGUGCUGGUGGGGUUGUUGGGUUGAGCUCGGUUGGUUGUCAAGAGGACAAUGAGGGUUCGUGGUCAAUUGGUCUUUUCUAUGGUAACUCUCCCUUCUCUUUGAAGCCAAUUGAAACCAUGAAUGUUUGGAAAAAUGAAAGUGCAGCCUGGCCAGUGGCUAACCCAGUUAUCACCUGUGCCUCAGUCUCAGAUUCUGGUUUCGCCAGUAAUUUUGUUGCUGAUCCUUUUCUCUAUGUUCAGGGAGAUACUCUCUACCUAUUUUAUGAAACCAAGAAUUCAAUUACCAUGCAAGGAGAUAUUGGAGUUGCAAAAAGUACUGAUAAUGGAGCAUCGUGGCAGCAAUUGGGCAUUGCCUUGGAUGAGGAGUGGCAUCUCUCUUAUCCCUAUGUAUUUAACCAUCUUGACAAAAUAUACAUGAUGCCUGAGGGCAGUGCAAAGGGGGAACUUCGCCUUUAUCGAGCAGUUAAUUUUCCACUGCAAUGGACACUGGAGAAAAUCCUUAUAAAAAAGCCACUUGUUGAUUCCUUCAUCAUAAAGCAUGAUGGAGAAUAUUGGCUUUUUGGUUCAGAUCACAGCGAUUUUGGAACAAAGAAAAAUGGACAGCUGGAAAUCUGGCAUAGCAGUUCACCACUUGGUCCUUGGAAACCACACAAGAAGAAUCCAAUUUAUAAUGUCAACAAAAGCUUGGGAGCUAGAAAUGGAGGCAGACCAUUUUUGUACAAGGGAAAUCUUUAUCGUGUUGGUCAGGAUUGUGGUGAAACAUAUGGACGCCGGGUGCGAGUCUUCAAGGUAGAAAUUCUUACCAAGGAUGACUAUAAAGAAGUCGAAGUCUCCCUGGGCUUUGAAGAGCCCAGAAAGGGGCGGAAUGCUUGGAAUGGUGCUCGAUACCAUCAUCUUGAUGUGCAGCAGUUAAGUUCUGGCCAAUGGAUUGGGGUUAUGGAUGGUGACCGAGUACCUUCUGGGGACCUGGUCCAUCGAUUUUUAAUUGGCUGUGCUUCACUUGCAUCAGUUGCUGCCAUUGUUGUGGUCUUGGGCUUGCUGCUAGGAGCUGUGAAAUGUAUCAUCCCCCUCAACUGGUGUGCUUAUUACUCGGGGAAGAGGAGUGAUACUCUCUUGGUCUGGGAAAGGUCGAAUGCAUUUUCUUCAAAGGUAAGAAGGUUUUGCGGUCGCUUGAACAGAGCAGCUUCAUCUCUCCGCAUAAAAAUAAGGCUUAAUACGUGGGCUGGAAGAUUGGUUUUGGCUGUGAUAUUUACUGUUGGAGUUGUACUGAUUUUUACAAGUGUUAAAUACAUCUAUGGGGGCAAUGGUGCUGAGGAACCUUAUCCAUUAAAGGGUUCCUACUCUCAAUUUACUCUGUUGACAAUGACAUAUGAUGCUCGCCUCUGGAACUUGAAAAUGUAUGUUAAGCAUUAUUCAAGGUGUUCUUCGGUUAAAGAGAUUGUUGUGGUUUGGAAUAAGGGUAUACCCCCAAAAUUGAGCGAUCUGGACUCGGCGGUGCCUGUUAGGAUCAGAGUAGAAAAAAAGAACUCAUUGAACAAUCGGUUCAGAAAGGAUGAAUUGAUAGAGACCCGUGCUGUACUUGAGCUUGAUGAUGACAUUAUGAUGACUUGUGAUGAUAUUGAACGGGGAUUCAAUGUAUGGCGUCAACAUCCAGAACGGAUUGUGGGGUUCUAUCCCCGACUCAUUAGUGGAAGUCCAUUGAAAUACAGAGGUGAGAAAUAUGCCCGAAAACAUAAAGGUUAUAACAUGAUUCUUACUGGAGCAGCAUUCUUAGACAGUAAGUUAGCUUUUGAGAUGUAUUGGGGUGAGGGAGCUAAGGCUGGGAGGGAAUUGGUGGACAAGUAUUUUAACUGUGAGGAUGUUCUAUUGAAUUACUUGUAUGCAAAUGCAAGUACAUCUGGUACAGUUGAGUAUGUGAGACCAACAUGGGCAAUAGAUACAUCAAAAUUCUCUGGUGCUGCAAUUAGCCGAAAUACGCAAGUACAUUACAAGAUCAGAAGUAAUUGCCUCCAGAAAUUUUCUGAGAUGUAUGGAAGUUUAAGUCGCCGGAAAUCAGAAUUUGACGGGCGUAAGGAUGGCUGGGAUUUAUAGUGCAAAGCUAAUUCUAGAAGCAAGUCAGUCAGUUUCAUACUUUCAAUCUUUGUGUAUUGUCAUCCUUUUGGUAGAUUCUUAUCUUGUUACUAUAGUUUUAUACCCUGCUUGUGAAGAUUUUUAUUUUGGGGGGGAUUUUAAUAUUUAUUGUCUUUGUUUGGCAACAUGUACAUUAAUCUUUACCCAUUUUGAGAGUUGAUAAGAUAUGUAGAUUGGCUUUUGUCAUUGCCUUCUGUUAAACAUUUUUGUUUUUUUUUUUAUGGAAGUUGAUAGAUCAGAAAUGAAAAAUUGGCUUGAUCAUGUGUUUUUUUCUCUA
Manihot esculenta (cassava) is the source of this 3333-nucleotide messenger RNA. Its product is annotated as glucosamine inositolphosphorylceramide transferase 1. Bases 675 to 3017 code for a protein of 780 amino acids. Gene Ontology annotation, cellular component: membrane. The transcript has 4 exons. Lineage: Eukaryota; Viridiplantae; Streptophyta; Magnoliopsida; Malpighiales; Euphorbiaceae. Gene Ontology annotation, molecular function: glycosyltransferase activity. The record is from RefSeq and is a predicted model, not a curated record.